UGUGUUGUUUUUACUCUAUGUGAAUAAAGCGACGCAUCGCAGACUGGGAAUUAGUUUGCUGAUGGAACUCAAGUAAUUGAAACGUGUCUCGUGAUUUCUUAAGAAGCAUACAUACUGGCUAACGAAUUGAUGGUAUACGAAACAUUUGCGUGCGAUUAUUUUGUUUCAUGUUUAGUUUAAAAAUUUAAUUUGUUUACAAGUACUAUUAUUACGAGAAAAAUUAACAAGAGAGACAAAAUUAAAGCGCCGUGUACGAUAAUUGCGGUAAUAAGUCGUUCAAAUUGAUUGUUUACAUUAAUCAAACGCGUUUAAUUGAAAACUAAUUAAUUGGCCCAUCCAUUCAUUCAUUCAAAGUUUACCUUUUUACGUAUACCAAAAAUAAAAAAUAUUUUUUUUUGUGAAAGUUCAAACGUAUUCAAUUCACCAAACUGCAAAGUGCCAUUGUCAUAGUACUCUGUGGUUUUAGAGAAAAAUUUGUAAACCUAAAAUAAAGAAAACUAGAUAGCUGACAUGGCUGACAUAACAGAAGAUCGUAUCUUAAGGAUGCUUCACGGUCGAUGUUUAUUCAUAACUGGUGGUACGGGCUUUCUCGGUAAAGUUUUGGUCGAGAAAUUGUUGAGGUACUGUCCAACGAUUGCUAAAAUUUAUAUGAUGGUUCGACCGAAGAAAGGCAAAGACCCGAAGCAACGACUGUUGGAAAUAUUUGAUAAUCCCUUAUUCGAUUUGGUAAAAGAACAGCGUGGUGUGUCAACGAUUGUUGAUCAAUGUGAAGUAAUUUGUGGUGAUUGUACACUGCCAGACCUGGGAAUAUCGGCAGAGGAUAGAAAAAUAUUAGCGGACAAUGUGACGAUCAUCUAUCAUUGUGCGGCGACAAUACGAUUCGACGAGGAAUUGAAGACAGCCGUUCUACUUAAUACUCGCGGAACAAAGCUUAUGUUGGAAUUAGCGGAAAAUUGUCCGAAAUUAGAACUCUUUUGCCAUGUAUCAACAGCAUAUUGUCAUCUGAAUGAGAAGAUGUUACUCGAGAAACCAUAUGCUCCCCCAGCAGAUCCACACAAAAUUAUCAAAGCCAUUGAGUGGCUCGAUAAUGAUGUUGUUAAUGCAAUGACAGAAAAAGUAUUGGGAAAUAUACCAAACACAUAUGCCUACACUAAAUCAUUGUCUGAAGCAUUAGUCGUGGAGAAAAUGCAAUCGAAAAAGGUGCCUGCCAUUAUCUUGCGACCGUCUAUUGUAAUUCCAAUUCGUUAUGAUCCCAUUCCCGGCUGGACAGACAACAUAAACGGCCCCACCGGACUGUUGAUCGGUGCAGGAAAAGGAGUCAUUCGAACAAUGUACUGCAAUGCAUCCGGUUACGGAGAUUAUCUUCCAGUUGAUUUUGCCGUUAACGGCAUAUUGGUCUGCACUUGGAACUAUGUGGCAAACAGGGAUUACGAUAGGAACAUUUACCAUCUGACAAGUUCAGCCGAAAUAAAAGUUUCCUGGGAACAGGUCAUAAACAUUGGCCGAUGGGUCGUAUGCAAUCGUUUACCAUUGAACGGAGUGUUGUGGUAUCCGGGCGGUUCAAUGAAAACAAGUCGUCUUCAUCACAACAUUUGCUCAUUCUUUUAUCACUGGGUUCCAGCUUUUCUCAUCGAUUGUUUGCUGUUUUGUCUCCGCUAUCCGCCAGUUUUAUGCCGAGUUCAGAGACGUGUUCAGAAGGGUUUCGAAGUGCUCGAAUAUUAUGCGAACAACCAAUGGGACUUCGAUAAUGCAAACGUUAUGUACUUGCGGUCGCUCGUCAAUAGUAUCGAAAAGGAGAAAUACGCUAUUCAGGAUGAUGAUAUUGACUUGUAUAAGUACUUUGAACACUGUAUACACGCAGCCCGUCUUUACAUUUUAAAAGAAACAGAUGAUACCAUACCUGCUGCCCGUAGACAUAUGAAAAUCAUGUACUGCGUCGAUAAAAUCUGUAAGUUUUUGAUCGUUGGCUUCUUCUUGUACUUUGUCGGCGGAUUUAUGUUCCGAAUGGUGUUCGGACGACAGUCAACCAGUAUGCCAGUGGUGGAAAAUUUUGCCACCAUAUAACAAAUCCAAGUGAACGACGGUGAUUAGUCUAAUAAAUUGCGUUGUUGGUCGUCCAUGUCCCAACAUCGAUGUACAAGGAAACGUUGCGAGAUUCAGCUUAUCGUAAAAUUUGAGUUAGUCGUCCGCAAUCGACAGCACCUGUUUAGUUUUAUCACUUUUUGGUUAAGUGAUUUCUUGUACAUAAUUUUGUGUUGAUUUUGUUUAUUGUAAAUAUAAUCCAAUUUUCUACAUUUUUACCAAUUCAUAGCUGCGUAAGCGAAUUAAAUUUUA
Bradysia coprophila is the source of this 2334-nucleotide messenger RNA. RefSeq names its product putative fatty acyl-CoA reductase CG5065. Gene Ontology annotation, cellular component: peroxisome. NCBI's taxonomy places the organism in Eukaryota, Metazoa, Arthropoda, Insecta, Diptera, Sciaridae. The record is from RefSeq and is a predicted model, not a curated record. Gene Ontology annotation, biological process: long-chain fatty-acyl-CoA metabolic process. Gene Ontology annotation, molecular function: alcohol-forming very long-chain fatty acyl-CoA reductase (NADP+) activity.